Molecule: messenger RNA, 5314 nt
Organism: Salvelinus fontinalis (brook trout)
Lineage: Eukaryota; Metazoa; Chordata; Actinopteri; Salmoniformes; Salmonidae
Gene: b3galt4
Product: UDP-Gal:betaGlcNAc beta 1,3-galactosyltransferase, polypeptide 4
Exons: 2
Coding region: 417-1535 (372 amino acids)
Cellular component (GO): membrane
Molecular function (GO): N-acetyl-beta-D-glucosaminide beta-(1,3)-galactosyltransferase activity
Source: RefSeq, a predicted model, not a curated record
ACAGCCUGCAUCCGGAUGUGACGAGAUUGUUACUGCAUUAUGCUCAGUGGGGAAUAUUUGAAGCCACAAUAUUGCGGAGGAUAACGGAACCAUGGACAGGAUGUGUUGACAUGGUCGUCUUCAUUGGAUUCAAGCUUCCCUGGCCUGCUCUGGAUACAGUGAUGCAGCACUGAAUGGACCUCUCGUGCCACCUGCAGAGUGACAGCAUCCAAGAAACACCCACCAACAAUCUGGAGAGUUAUCUGCAGCCAACCAACUGAGGGUUGAGAAAGACACACAAGACACAGCAAGGAAGUAAAACGAGGAAAGAUAAGAAUUCUGAGUUAUAGAGCUGGCGUGAAAGAAGACAGGAGGAUAAAGAGAGAAGGGGUGAGUUGUGGAGCUGCCUGAGUGCUGCAGUGUGGAGGUUGGAGGUCAUGGUGGGGCGGGGCCUGUGGGUGUGUAAGCCCCGUUUUGGUAAGCGGGGGCGGUUCGGGGUGGUGCCUGCUCUCUGUGUGCUGAUAGUCAGUGCUGCCCUGCUAGCUCUGCUCUUCGUGGACUCCAUUGAGUCAUGGGCCACCUCCAUGAACAUGAACACAAUGGUAGAGGCGCAGGGGGGGAUCAUACUCCCACAAAGUGUCCCCCCAACUAGACCCGAGGAGUACCUCCUUAUGCCCAGCCCUCUCGUCUGCCAGCGUGCCAAACCCUACCUCAUCGCCAUGGUGACCUCCGCCCCAGCCAAUCAGAUGGCCCGCCAGGCCAUCAGGGACACGUGGGGUGGGGAGGUGGAGGUCAGGGGUCAUAGGGUCAUGACCUUGUUCAUGGUCGGGGUGGCCUCUGACCCUGGGCUAGCCAAGCUGCUGAUAGAGGAGGCCCGGGAACGAGGGGACCUGAUCCAAGGGCGCUUCUGGGACUCCUACUCUAACCUGACCCUGAAGACCCUCUCCAUGCUGAACUGGGCCCGACACUUCUGCCCCCAGGCCCACUUCCUGGCCAAGGUGGACGAUGACGUCCUGUUCAACCCCGGGGCCCUGCUGCGCUACCUGAACAGGAGCACCAUGACCAACACCUACGAGCAUGGGGACCUGUACCUUGGCCGGGUCCACCUUCACGUGGCUCCAGACCGAGACCCAGACAGUAAGCACUACCUCCCUAGAGGGGCAUACCCUGCAUCUGUCUUCCCUGACUACUGCAGUGGCACUGCCUACAUCCUCUCUCGCUCCACCCUGCUCAAGAUCUCCUUGACUGCCGCUGCCUCACCUCUGCCCACCCCUCUGCCCCCUGAGGACGUGUUUGUGGGUCUGUGUGCCCGUGCGGCUGGAGUGCUGCCCUCCCACUGCCCGCUGUUCUCUGGUGGGCCCGCAGUGCCCUACGGGCGCUGCUGCUACCAGGCCAUGGUGUCCAUCCACCACAUCUCCCCCAGAGAGAUGCUCCGGUUUUGGGCUGACAUCCACUCCCCUCCCCCCUGCUCCUGGCUGGGCCUGCGCGCCUCCCUAGGGGUCUGUAAAGUCCGGGCCAUGCUGGGGACCUUUCUGGGGGUGGAUCAGGGGCUGUGAGGGGGGUGUUGCCCUCGUGGAUAGGAAACUAUUGUGUUUUGGGGGCUGUGCCUCUGCCAGGAUUUCAAUACUGUGAAUAGCACAAGUGCUCUAUUUCAUUGGGAAUGGUAAGGAAUCACUGUGCACUAUGAAAAUGUGCUUUUAUUUUUAUAGCUUUUUAGGACUAUUUGAAUGUAUUUUAUGUUAUGUUAUAAUGCUGGCAUUUUGUCAAAGCUGAAGGAAUAUGAAUCAGUAGUUGAAGGGAAUUAGUGUGAAGAUAUAUUUAAGACUGCUAGAACACACACAGACACAUACUGUAGACCAGUGUUUCCCAACUCCAGUCCUCCAGGACCCCCAACAGUACACAUUUUAGUUGUAGCCCCGGGCAAGCACACCUGAUUUAACUUGUCAAUUAAUCAUCAAGCCCUCAUUGAGUUGAAUCAGGUGAGUUUGUCUGGUGCUACAACUAAAAUGUGUACUGUUGGGGGUCCUGGAGGACUGGAGUUGGGAAACACUGCUGUAGAUAUGUAAAUAUUACUGACCAGGAAACACAUAACCUACAGGAUAUUUGCCAUUAAUGUAAGAAUUUAGAGUAAUGUUAUUAAUGCAUAAUGGAAUGUUCUACUAAUUAAAAUAUAAUUUUAUUUUUCACAUCCGCUUAAUACAACAGGUAUAGACCUGACAGUAAAAUGCUUACUUACAAGCCCUUAACCAACAAUGCAGUUUUAAGAAAAAUACCUGUUAAGUAAAAAAUAGAUAAAGUAAAAAAUAAGAAAUAAAAGUAACAAUUAAAGAGCAGCAGUAAAUAAUAAUAGCAAGGCUAUAUACAGGGGGUACCGGUACAGAGUCAAUGGUUAGUCGAGGUAAUUGAGGUAAUAUGUACAUGUAGGUAGAGUUAAAGUGACUAUACAUAAAUAAUAAACAGAGAAUAGCAGCAGUGUAAAAAGGGGGGGGGGGGGGGCAAUGCAAAUAGUCUGGGUAGCCAUUUGAUAAGCUGUUCAGGAGUCUUAUGGCUUAGAGGUAGAAGCUGUUGAGAAACCUUUUGCACCUAGACUUGGUACCGCUUGCCGUGCGGUAGCAGAGAGAACAGUCUAUCACUAGGGUGGCUGGAGUCUAUACCACUGCCUGGUAUAGAGGUCCUGGAUGUCAGGAAGAUUGGUCCCAGUGAUGUACUGGGCCGUGCGCACUACCCUCUGUCGUGCCUUGUGGUUGGAGGUGAAGCAGUUGCCGUACCAGGCAGUGAUGUAAUCAGUCAGGAUGCUUUCAAUGGUGCAGCUGUAGAACUUUUUGAGGAUCUGAGGACCCAUGCCAAAUCUUUUCAGUCUCCUGAGGGGGAAUAGGUUUUGUCGUGACCUCUUCACGACUGUCUUGGUGUGCUUUGACCAUGAUAGUUUGUUGUUGAUGUGGACACCAAGGAACUUGAAGCUCUCGACCUGCUCCACUACAGCUCCGUCGAUGUGAAUGGGGGCGUGCUCGGUGCUCCUUUUCCUGUAGUCCACAAUCAUCUCGUUUGACUUGAUCAUGUUGAGGGAGAGGUUGUUGUGUUGGCCAUGUCGGUAAUAUGUAUGUACAUGUAGGUAGAGUUAAAGUGACUAUGCCGGGUGACUAUGCCAGGUCUCUGACCUCCUCCCUGUAGGCUGUCUCAUCAUUGUCGGUGAUCAGGCCUACCACUGUUGUGUCAUCAGCAAACUUAAUGAUGGUGUUGGAGUCAUGCCUUUCCAUGCAGUCAUGAGAUGAGUGAACAGGGAGUACAGGAGGGUACUGGCCCCCAUGUUGAGGAUCAGCGUGGCGGAAGUGUUGUUACCUACUCUUACCACCUGGGGGCGGCCCGUCAGGAAGUCCAGGAUCCAGUUGCAGAGGGAGGUGUUUAGUCCCAGGAUCCUUAGCUUAGUGAUGAGCUUUGUGGGCACUAUGGUGUUGAACGCUGAGCUGUAGUCAAUGCAUAACAUUCUCACAUAUGUGUUCCUUUUGUCCAGGUGAGAAAGGGCAGUGUGGAAUGCAAUAGAGAUUUUAUCAUCUGUGGAUCUGUUGGGGCGGUAUGCAAAUUGGAGUGGGUCUAGGGUCUCUGGGAUAAUGGUGUUGAUGUGGGCCAUGACCAGCCUUUCAAAGUACUUUAUGGCUACAGACGUGAGUGCUACAAGUCAGUAGUCAUUUAGGCAGGUUACCUUAGUGUUCUUGGGCACAGGCACUAUGGUGGUCUGCUUGAGACAUGUUGGUAUUACAGACUCGGUCAGGGACAGGUAGAAAAUGUCAGUGAAGACACUUGCCAGUUGGUCAGCGCAUGCUCGGAGUACAGGUCCUGGUAAUCUGUCCGGGCCUGCGGCCUUGUGAAUGUUGACCUGUUUAAAGGUCUUACUCACAUCGGCUACGGAGAGCGUUAUCACACAGUCGUCCGGAACACCAGAGUUGCUUGCCUCGAAACGAGCGUAGAAGUAAUUUAGCUCGUCUGGUAGGCUCGUUUCACUUGGCAGCUUGUGGCUGUGCUUCCCUUUGUAGUCUGUAAUAGUUUACAAGCCCUGCCACAAGACAAGCAUAAGGUAAUCAGCUUACUGUAAGACUGAAACAACCUGCAAAAGGACUUAGUAUAUAGUCUCUUCUGUAUAGCUACUAUGUAAGAUUACUUACUGCCUAAGUAGACUCAAGCUGCUUUCUGAAAAAAAAGUUAUGAAAAAUUAGCACUAAAGAUGCAUGAAGUUGCCAAAAUGCAACUAACUCUUGCUUCCACUUUAAUAAUAUGGUGAAAAUGUAAAUGAUGGUUUCUCUCUUCCCCCACCCACUCCAGAUCACUCCAGUAGUACCAAGCAUUUUCUCGAUUAUGUAUUCAGCUGAAAUGUCAAUCAAAACAAGUGGUUUUCUUUCAUUGUUUCCUCUCAUCGACUCCUGUCCUUCAUCUGAACUGAAUUCUGAAUAGAUGAUUUGCUUUCAUCUGUGCAGUUCUAUAGAUAAACUUGAAGGAACAAAGGAAGAAACAGAGGCAGAGGGAGCACCUCAGUACACAGUCAGCCCGUCUUCCCUGGUGGUUCAACCGCUAUGGUCAGUCAGCAGCACUCAAGACAUGAAGAAGACCAGAUGAGAUGGACUGCCAUAGGCGAACACAUACACACACAAACACACAGAUGCAGUAUUUAUAACCCCGCUUCAAUAACUUAUGUAACUGUCAUGUUUAGCAAGUAGAGUGUGAAUAAAAGACAUGCAUUGGUUUUUCUGGGCUGGGAGGGUAAUGAUUUGUCUGACCCAGAGAGGGAUUCAGUCCACUGCUGCAGAGGGCUCUUCUGUAGUCAAGAGGGUUGCGUUUACACAGGCAGCCUAAUUCUGAUAUUUUUCCCACUAAUUGGUCUUUUGACCAAAUGUAUAUCUUUUUACAUCAGAUCUUUUUCAGAGUUGAUCUGAUUAGUCAAAAAAACUAUUAGUGAGAGAGAAAAAAUCUGAAUUGGGCUGCCUGUGUAAAUGCAGCUGAGGAGAUCCAAUACAAAUUAAAAUGCAGUUUUCAACAUUAUUUAUGAGUGUAUGUUGUAGACAAAGGGACAUCUCUUGGAUUUUUGGGGGGGAUGUAUUAUUGGGGAGUGUUUCCAAUAACCUUUUCAAUACUAACGUGAGAAGUGAACUGAAACAUUGUAAUUCGCAUUGUUUGAACAAAGACAGAUCCGGGUAGCCAUGUAUGUUCUUCCUCCUCCCUCACCUAGAAUGAAUAUUGAGUAUUCUAUUCUGUGAAGAUGUAUUAGUAUGAAGGAUGUGUGAAUGUACUCAGAAAAUGUGUGUGUGCAAGAAUGGAUUGAUAAAUAAUAAAGCCCUCAAUCAUA